AGUGGCAAGGCCCAGUCUCUGCCGGUGAAGCAGAACUGCUGAUUUCCGAGGCGGCGCUUUGAAAAGCCAGUCGAGCGACGGGGGUGGAGGGUGGAAGAGAGAGAGAGAGAGAGAGAGCCGCCGACCGGGCCGAGUUGACGCCACCACCAGGUCGGAGCCGAGUUAAGGGGUACGACCAAAACGCUGGAAGGCGCGAAAAGCCGACCGUGGCACCGAGGAGCCGCGCCCCAACACGACUCGAGCUCUGAGGAGGCCUCCUUUCUCCUCCUUCGUCACGUGGGAACGGAGUAAGCCCGCGGGUGGGAGUCCGUCGUGAACCUGAGGCGAAGAGCCGGGGGUAGCGGCGGGGACUGUUUUUCAAACGUGCAAAUUCACACUCGAGGUGCUCCAGAGGAAAGAAAGCCUUUCUUUCCUUCUUGUGGCGGACUCCAUUAAUAGCCUCGCCCUGAAAUUCCUCCUUUUCAUCCCAGGUCACUGGUGAAGAAUGUGUGGGCGCACAGCCGUUAGUCUGGGAGCGGAUCGCAUUCGCCGUGCUUGUGUAUACCAUGAUAAUCAAGGGAGGAGAAGGCAUCCUGAAUGGAAAAAUGCUGACAAAUAUAGUCCAUCCUACAAUAAGAGCCCGCACUCUAACAGCCCUGUGCUUCUCUCCCGACAACAUUUUGAGAAGGAUUCCAGCUCCUCUGAGCGUGUCCUUGUAGCCAUGCGCUGGGGGCUGGUUCCAGCAUGGUUUAAGGAAGCUGACCCGUCUAAAAUGCAGUAUAACACUUCCAAUUGUCGGAGUGAUACCAUGAUGGAGAAACUCUCCUAUAAGGGACCCCUUGUAAAAGGCAAGCGCUGUGUGGUGCUGGCUGAUGGCUACUAUGAAUGGCAACAACAUAAUGGACAGAAACAACCUUAUUUCAUUUACUUCCCUCAGGAUGAGCCAGAAACGUUCAGCAAACCAGAUGUGGAGGAUGAGGAUGAAAAUUCAAAGGGCAGGAGAUUACUCACCAUGGCUGGUAUUUUUGAUUGCUGGGAGCCCCUUCAUGGAGGAGAACCAUUGUAUAGCUUCACCAUCAUCACAGUAGAUGCUUCUAAAGGUGUAAGCUCCAUCCACCACAGGAUGCCAGCUAUCCUGGACGGGGAUGAGGCUGUUGGAAAAUGGAUAGACUUUGGAGAAGUGCCCACACAAGAAGCACUUAGGCUUAUCUGCCCCACAGAAAACCUUGCUUUCCACCCAGUCUCAACGAUAGUGAACAAUGCCCGAAACAAUACACCAGAAUGCAUUUUACCUGUUGAACUGGACCUUAAGAAGGACAUCAAAGUUAGUGCAAGCAGCAAAAUGAUGUUGAACUGGUUGAAAAACAAAUCUCCCAAGAAAGAGUAUGAUGAUGAUGGCUUACCAAGAUGGUCCAGCCAGUUCAUCAAAACCACAACCCCUAAGAAAACAAGUACAAGCUUAAUGCACCAGUGGCUCAAGAAGGAAGACGGGGAACCUCCUGCAAAGCAGCCCAAGAAACAGUGACUUGUUGAUCCUUCUACCUUAUUUCAAACAGGUCCAAUGAAUGAGUCUUUAGACACACGAUAGCUGCUCUGAAUAUUUCAGUUUGGUAGCUUCUACUGAUUUGAAUUUGUGUUGUGGGAUUUCACUGUUUUGACUAUUCACUGAUGCCAAGCAGGUGGGCCUUGGCAUUAAACAUUUUCUAUGUUGCCUCUAGUACAAACGAGUAUGGAUUUUAUAUGCAGCACUGACUUUUCCUUGACAAGCCUGAGAAUGCCACUGUGCUCCAAAGAUGUUAGAAGUGAAAGACUUAAAAAUCAAAUGGUUUCUCGUCCUAUGAGAGAAACAAGGAUUCUAUUUUGUUUGUUACUUGCCCUGGUAUUCAUUUGGUGUUACUUGUUCUGAUAUUCAUAGAUUCUCCUCUAACUCUGUGGAGAAAGCAGAUCACUAUUAGUAAGAUCUGCUGCUGCAAAGUGAAAGUUCUGUUUUGCAAUGCCUUAAAGGAGUUUCUAAGUAUGUGCUAUAUUGAUGGAGAAGCUGCUUCAGUGGAGUCAUUUCUGCAGCUGUUGUUUUGAGUAGUUGUCGAUAUGAGCGUUAAAACUUCAGCAUGCUAGCAUUGUAAGGAGAGUGAGGGUUUGGGUAUGCUUUUUUCAUAUAUCAAUCUUGUUAUUAGAGGGAAUUGUUAGUGCUGUAUACCACUAAAAUAGCCCCUCAUGUUUAAGCAAGAAGUUGGAUAGUUUGAUAAUGAGAGAUAAAAUCUUUUUUUCCGGUUGUUAGUUUGUUGCUAGUAUUAUUCUUUCUGUAUAUGGUAAGAAGAACUAAACAAUUACAUUACAAAUAUACUUUUAUA
Messenger RNA from Elgaria multicarinata webbii, 2330 nucleotides. It is a transcript of the gene HMCES, whose product is annotated as 5-hydroxymethylcytosine binding, ES cell specific. Lineage: Eukaryota; Metazoa; Chordata; Lepidosauria; Squamata; Anguidae. Gene Ontology annotation, biological process: DNA damage response. Gene Ontology annotation, molecular function: single-stranded DNA binding. The record is from RefSeq and is a predicted model, not a curated record. Bases 485 to 1504 code for a protein of 339 amino acids. The transcript has 7 exons.